Messenger RNA from Pyricularia oryzae 70-15, 4179 nucleotides. RefSeq lists its product as uncharacterized. The transcript has 3 exons. Lineage: Eukaryota; Fungi; Ascomycota; Sordariomycetes; Magnaporthales; Pyriculariaceae. Bases 668 to 3067 code for a protein of 799 amino acids. The record is from RefSeq and is a predicted model, not a curated record. Gene Ontology annotation, biological process: regulation of glycogen biosynthetic process. Gene Ontology annotation, cellular component: protein phosphatase type 1 complex. Gene Ontology annotation, molecular function: protein phosphatase 1 binding; glycogen binding.
AAUGGCCCGCUUCCCGGUUCCCAUCCGCACAAACCUUUUUAACAUUCCUUCUUCUCCCCAUCCCACAUCAGCGGUCUACUUUUACAGUAGUACAUCAUUUCUCGAGGUUGUUGUGUUGUGGUUCCUGUCUCCGCAACGACAACCCGAUUCACCAAAGUGGCUGACAAGCAGAGCUGGUUAGCAGACUGUAUUCGAUAACGGUCGCGCCGGUCAAAGGACAUACAAAGGGGAUCCACGCAGAACGAAACAGAGGAAGCAGACGACAGCCUCGACCUUUCCUGCCCUCGACACACUCUCCCGCCCACGACCUCACCCAGUACAUAAGAGGUUUCAUUCAAUCGACUGCCAUUCCAACUCGCAGUCUACUGCAAUUCCUGUGCAGGUUUUCUUUUAGACUCGACGGCCUCGCUCCUGUAGCGGCCUCAGUCUACCUUCGGGUUCUUCGGAAUUUGCUCUGUUGCUGGAAUAUUGCCAGAGCACUUCGAAGUCUCCUUGUUUGUCGUUGCCCAGUUCUCUGAAUCCCACUGAAGAGAAACGCGCCGCAGGCACUCAUCUUGAUGACUUCUUCGUAACGACGACAAUCCCCCUCCCCCUACCCCACGCACGGCAUCCUACUACCGUAGUAGCUUUAUUUAUACCCUCGAUUCGCGGCACAUCAGUCGCGGGAAUGCCUUACACACCACCCACCCACCGCUCUCCCGCAUCCUCCCAGCCCUCAUCUCCCGAUGCUAGCCGCAGGUCGUCGAUAGCAGGCGGGGGCCCGCGGCCGACACUCCCACGAUCAGCAUCCUACCUCAGCAGGCAUCGCCGAACUCCGUCAGCACCUACUGGACAAAAUGGACAACCGACUCCCGAGUCAACAUCUGAGGAUCUCAAGGCGAUGCUGGCGGGCAGCGUCAGGAAGUCACCACCGCCAGUGUCAGAUGGACUCGGUAUGCCCAAUGGUGCGAUCCUUUCGCCCCCGGAAUCGACGGCCAGUAGCGAUGACGACGAGACACCCGAGGUCCGGGGAAGGACGCUGGAGAAUCUCAAGGAGCUUCAGGCUGCCAUCAGCCAGAUUCCUCAGCACCGAGAGAGCUCCCCCUCGAAAUGCAAACCAGCUAAUGUCACGGUGAUCAUCCCACCGACUCACCAGCCUCAAAGCAACCAGGGCUUCCACCACAGCUUUAGCACAGGCUCUUUGGAGAAGCUGGGCAAGAGGAACUCUCACUCUCGAUCCAAGACCGAAUCGAGUGUGCAAUUGCCGCCAGACAACUCUACUACUGCGUCAGAAGUGGACUCUGAGGAGGAGCUUCUGCUCAAGAAGCCGCAGAUGGUGAGGAAGAAGUCCGGAGAACUUGUACGCCCGGCUCUUCGUCCUUCAUCUCGGAGACGCCCCUCCAGCAUGCCUGGCACUCCGACUUUCUCCAAGGCUGUGCAUUUCGACUCGCAUCUGGAGCAUGUGCGACACUUCUUGCAGGUCGAUCGGCCCCUGGCUGUCAGCGCUGGGUCAUCACCCGCUGAUACUUACAACAGCGACAGCGAAUUCCCAUUCAACGCUGGCGAGGAUCGUUCAGGCACUAGGUCUCCUCCGUACGAGUGGGAGAUUAUUGUCACGAAUUUCCCCGUCGAGACCGCCGCCAGAAAGGCGUUGCCUCUGAGACUGGAGCGUGUAUGGCUCUCGGCCGACCAGAAGAGUUUGGUUGGAUCGGUUGCCGUAGCCAACCUUGCCUUUCAAAAGCACGUUACCUGUCGAUUCACCUUUGACUACUGGAAGACGACAUCUGAGGUAGCUGGUGAAUUCUCUACCGAGAUCCGACCCAAGGAGAGCGAUGUGGGCCACGACAGGUUCAACUUUAGCAUCAAGCUCUCUGAGCUUGCCAACCUGGAGUCUAAGACUUUGUAUUUCUGUGUCCGUUACAACGUUAAUGGUCAGGAAUACUGGGAUAGCAACGGAGGUGCCAACUUCCAAGUCGACUUCCGGAAGAAGAUGCUUCCCCAGAUGGGCAAGCGUGGCUACCAAGGUGCAUCGUCUCGCUCAAUUGGCGAGCUUCCUCGCAGCAACCGCCGUAACAACUCCUCGCUGGCCCCGCGACCCAAGUCACUGCAAAUCAGCAACGAGUUUGGCGAGAAUGGCACCUUUGACAAGUCACUCCAAGACUACCUUGGUGACGAUGCUGGCCCCCUUCGCCUCAAAGGUGUCAAGUCGACGACCAGCCUUCCCAGUGAUAACCUCACCGGUCGGCUCUCCGCGCCAAGCGGGCAGGCUUUUGCCAACCGGUACGAUUUUGGUGCAUCACUCACCACGGCCAUCCAAGCAGCCAAGCAGACCUCACCUCGUCCCAAGGGCGAUGGUUUGUAUAUGAAGAGCAACACGCGAGGCAGCAUCAAGCCGGCACCCAGACCGACUUUUGUCUCUGCCCCGACGGGCGCCAACACCAUCGGUGCCUCGCAGCCAUCGACGCCGGGUCCUAUGGCCAAGAAGGAACCUGCGCAAGCCACUAACGAGCAAAAACCAUCGGCCUUCCCGGCAUCGCAAACAGCCGCCCCGAUCUUGGCAUCCUCUUCUUACGAGGAAUUAGUCAACAAGUACUGCUUUUUUGGCUCUAAGCAAUCGAGCCCUCAGCUCAGCGACGGCACCUUGAAGGGCGGGCGUCUGGAUGGUGCAGGGGACGACUACUCGUUGCGUUCAGCUCAGAGCUCCAACGAGUCCAGCUUAGUCUCGAGCCCGCUUCAGAUGGCCAGCUUCAACCGAAGUCAUGCCAUUCACGCGCCUCAGAAUGCGGUCCGACGGGACCUCAACCCAUAUUUUCCCAGCACGACCACUUUCGCCCUCGCCCCUUCCCCGGCGAUGUCACCUCUGCAGCAUUCGGUCGAACGCAGCCCGUCGCCAUCACAAAACCACGCCCGGCCAUCGGUUCAAACAAAGCUGUCCAGCAGGUCGACGUCGCCGGCAUCCAUGGCGGGAGGGUACCCUCAGUCCAUGACCGGUACGUCGUCGCAUAGCAUGCAGUACCACCAGCAUUUCCACGAUCGGUUCCCAUUUGGCGGGGCGGAGACUCACGCUGCGACAGCGAUUAGGGGUUGAUAUACUGAAAGUUCUCUUAACGCCUCCGGUAGACCACCGUGGGGACAAGCAACCAUCUCGGCUUUCAGGACGUUCAACAUCUCGAUUAGCCUGGCAGGAGCCCAACGGCCCUUGAGAAAUACCGCACAAUAACAUCUAUAUAUACCUUUACAGCAAAGUGCACAACGAAUGCACUUAUAUCCGAACGUCGUGUUUGGCUGCAUCCAGGCAUGAUAUAUACGCCCUUUCAACUAUAAUCACGCAACCUCCCCGCAUCAUGACGAUUCGGUACAGGCUCUGCCUAUAUAUGAUCCUUGUGUCAUACCUCAUAUACUCGAAGACACUAUUCGCCUUUGAGAUGAGGCAAUUUUAUGCCGGCAAAAGAAUGGCGUUACUUUAAUGCAUAAUCUUCUAUGUCGCUUCCUCUUUUUUUGCCGGCGUUUGUAUCCUUUGAUUUCCUUUUUCAUGGUCUGCUUUUGACAUUUAUUGCAUCAGAACACCACUCAGCUCAAUUUGCUUUGUUCAGUUUUGUUGCUGUUCUUGUUUUAUUGGCUUGCGAGGAGUUGGCAUCAUGCUGCUUUUCUUGGAUUCUUUCAUCAGCUGUCGUUCUACCUUGAGUUUCCUUCUGGCUUUUGUUAUUUGUCUCUUUGCAUUGGAUUUCACAAAUACAGCUCUGUUGCAACAGGGCGCCUGGAGACCCAAGGCCAAAAAAGGGGUGGGUUUGCAAUUUGGAGUUCUGGAGCCUUUUGAUUUUUUUUCCUAGGCCACAAAAAAUACUGUUGGUUGUCUAUGGAUGCCGAGUGAGUGUCCGCAACGGACGUUGGUAGUAUGGGUUCAACAUGAGAUGGAGAGGAGGAAAAUCAUCCUGCUUGUUGUUGUUGCCGAAGGACCUCUUAAUUGAACGUCUUUUGUGUGACUUGAGGCAGAUGAAAUGGCAGAAGGCGGGUUCAGCGUGGAAGUCAUCAAGUCUUCCAGUGAAACUGCGCUGCGAUAGUGGAUUUGCAUUUUGUCUGCGCAUUACAGCAGAGCAAGUUUAUCCUUUUGUCAGUGUUUUGCGAUAGUUAUGUUAGGGUUGGGGAAAGACAAAAGAAACAUCAGGCAUAUUUAUACAUCGAGCGUCUGCCUUCUCAAAA